AACCCAUGUGACUGUGUGUUGUGGUUGAAAGAAACAGGGAAAGACGUCGAGUGUGUGCUGAAUACUAAAAGAGUGUCAACAGCUGGCAACGGGUUAAUCUAGGAAUAAACAUUUUUUGCAAAAUAAUGUCAUCCCAGGGCACACCACAACAAGUACUUUCAAGCCGGGAAAUUCCUAAAAGAGUGGUUUUAAACGACUUAUCUCAACUACCUCAAGAUUACAGUACCACACCAGGAGGCUCCAUUUUUUCGACAACACCUGGAGGUACGAAGAUCUUCUAUGAUAGACAUUUCUUACUUAAAUGUCGAAACUCUCCAUUGACUAAGAGUCCCCCUGCAAACAUGGCUAAAAUCCCUGGGAUCACCACACCCGGGGUCGUAGACAUCCCAAAGGAGAACGGGACACAAGGAGCCAUUCAGGACGAAAACCAGAAGAAGAGAGAGGGACAUGAGGAGCAGCCUCAGUUUGAAAUGGACAUCUAGAUACACACUACCCAGAAUGCCUUUCAGUUUUCUACAGGACUAACUUUUCAGAGGAUGUCAUUGUUUAGGAUUUUUUGGUAUAUGACUGUGUAGAUAACUUUGUCAUGACAAAGUCAUAUUUUGUAUUUGACAUGUUAUAGUGUUACUUAUAAAAUAGUACCUCCCUUUUUUGUACAAUUUUUUUUCUUUCUACAGAGAAAAAAAAUCCAAAUGUAAAUUGUAUGAUACUGUACCUAAUACACAUACAAGGUUUGCUUCUAUACAGCUUAUUUCUUCUUGGUGCUACUUGGCGUCAUUUUCAAAUUACCAUAGAAAUUUAAUUUUGGUGCAAGAUGAUCAUGAACUGUGCGACCAAAGAGAUUAUAUAUCAAAUAUGUUUUUAAUUGUUACUCCACUUUUGUAACAUAGAUUACUUUAAACAAAUCUGUACAAUUAAUUUUGUAAAGCUGCAGUACAAUGAUUUUAGACUUCGACUUUGUUUGUACAAUGUUAACUUUGAAAUGAUUAACUACAAACCCAGUACAAGUGUAGAAUUUCAGGUUUCGUAACUCUGUUCCGUCCCAAAACUAAUGUUAAACUGUUGUCAUAAAGUUGUAUUUCUACCUGAUCUACUGUAUGCUGUACUAAGAUAAGGUAGUGGAAGUACAAAGACUAUUCUAUGAAUUGAACAUGAUGCAAUACUAAAGGUAAUGAUACUAAUCUAACAGAAUAAAUUUUAGACAUUUCUGCAUUCUAGAUAGAAGAUAAGAGUGCCAGGUUUUAUUUCGUUUUUGAACAUUCUGUUAGGGAAAAUAAAAUUGCCAGUUGUUGAUUUGUGAAUAUGUAUUAAAGAUGAGGACUUGAAAAGCAUUGUUGGUGGUAUAGCAUGAUCUCAACUUUUUCGGCUUCCUGAUUGGUUCAGGACCUGAUGAGUUCAGUUGAACUCAAAUCGAACUCUGACCUACAUUUUGUUAGAGAUUUUUUUGUGAGGAUUUAGUGCUCUUCAUUUGUUUUUGGUGCAUAUUUUGUUAAGACUUUGUCUGUACCUCAAGACAUACUUGCUGAAUUGAGAAGAUCUGGGGAACAUUCCAUGCCGAGUGGUAACAUCAACGAAUGUGACACAGGGCAGCAGAUUUCCAGGGAUCCUUUCAAAAGCUUUCGUGAAUUAUGCAGGUGUUAUGUUUUUCCUCUGUAACUAAAAUCAGUAUCAAAUUUGUCGUUAUUAAAUGAGUUUGAAAACUA
Molecule: messenger RNA, 1703 nt
Organism: Magallana angulata
Lineage: Eukaryota; Metazoa; Mollusca; Bivalvia; Ostreida; Ostreidae
Product: eukaryotic translation initiation factor 4E-binding protein 1-like
Exons: 3
Coding region: 126-482 (118 amino acids)
Biological process (GO): negative regulation of translational initiation
Cellular component (GO): cytoplasm
Molecular function (GO): eukaryotic initiation factor 4E binding
Source: RefSeq, a predicted model, not a curated record